CUAAGACCAUCAAACCCCGCAAAUCGAAGGCAUCAAACCCACUAAUUAAGAAAAAAAACCCACUAAUAAAAAAGGGUUUUAAAAAGGCUUUCGUCUUUAGCUCGAACCCGCCAUAUCUGACAACAGAAUACAAAAAAAAAAAAAAGAAAGAGGGAGAAUAAACAAAAGAAAAUGGCCGGCCGACAUUUGUAGAAAUAGAACUAAAGGAGUGAAGCUUUGAAGAAAAAUGGCGGAGCUAGGGCUUCAAGAUCGAAACACAGUGAGAUCAGGCUACAGAGCUGGAGCUGCGAGCCCUGACUCCGUUAUAUUUACUCUGGAAUCGAACUUCAGCCUCUUCUCGUCGGCUUCCGCUAGUGUUGAUCGUUGCUCUUUUGCUUCCGAUGCUCAUGACCGCGAUUCCAUCGCUUCCGAACUCUCUUUACAUAUGGCAGGACAAGAAAGUGGAGAUCAGAAUGAGAGUUUUGGUGGACCAGAUCCAGAUCCAGAUCCAAACAAAGCUAUAACAGUCCCCAAGCACAUUCGUCUCUCCAGAAAAGGAGAAAAAGUGAAAGUAAAAACAGAAGAAAACGGUCCAGCUCAUACAGAGGACGAAACUCAACUCAGAGAUUCAGCAAGAAACUCGUUUUCCCUAGCUCUUAAAGAGUGUCAGGACAGGAAGACGAGAUCUGACGCUUUGUUGAAGAAUCCUGAUAGGCGAAGACCAGCUUCAUUAGAUCUAAAUAAUAUCUCUGGUUUGUCUCCACGGUUGGGGACUGUGAAGAAAAGCUCUGUUGUGACACGGAAAUUGGGUGCAUUUCCUAGUCCCGGGACACCCAAUUAUCAUCAUAAUUCGAGUGUUGGGAUGCAGAAGGGUUGGAGUUCAGAGCGUGUGGCAUUGCACAGCAAUGGUGGAAGGAGACAGGGGAAUGCUUCUGGGUUGUUGGCUUUUAACAAUGGAAGGACUUUACCUUCAAAAUGGGAAGAUGCUGAGAGGUGGAUUUUUAGUCCUGUUUCUGGGGAUGCUGGUUCAAAGCAAUCUAUUGUGCAUCCGCAGAGAAGACCAAAAUCAAAGAGUGGUCCCCUUGGUCCUCCUGGGAUUGCUUACUAUUCGUUGUACUCUCCUGCGUUGCAAAUGUUCGAUGGAGGGCAUAUGGGGAAUUUCAUGGCUGGUUCUCCUUUUUCAGCUGGUGUAAUUGCAGCUGAUGGUUUGACAGUUCAUUCUCGUAGCCAUGGUGGAGGAUUUGCUGUUCAGACUGAGCCUUGCAUGGGCCGUUCUGUUAGCGUACAUGGAUGCUCUGAGGCAGCGAAUCCACCAUCGUCUCAAGAAGAAAACCUUGAUGUCGUCAAGGAUGCAGCCACUGAUAUUUCCCAAACGGUUUCAAGAAGAGACAUGGCGACCCAAAUGAGCCCACAGAGUAGCACCCACUCGUCUCCCAAAGGAAGGCCUUCUUUCUCUCCCUCUUCCCCUUCAGCUCUACCUAUCAUGGAACUGCAGAGCAUCCAUGGCUCUAAAUCAUUACUGAGAGAUGUGCCAGUAGAUGAAAGGGUGACCCUGACUAGGUGGUCGAAGAAGCAUAGAGCUCGAAACACUGGGAAGAGCUCAGAAAUUGUUGAUGAUUGGAGAAAGAAAGUUGUAGAUACUUGUACAUCAACAUGGGAUGUUACAGAGACAGGAAAGAGCAUUUCCAAGAUGAAAAGAGAAGAAGCCAAAAUCACUGCCUGGGAAAAUCUGCAGAAGGCUAAAGCCGAGGCAGCCAUAAGGAAACUAGAGAUGAAGCUGGAAAAGAAGAGAUCGUCAUCAAUGGAUAAGAUAAUGAAUAAACUAAGAUCAGCUCAGAAGAGAGCCCAAGAUAUGAGAAAUUCGAUGCUGGCCAACCAGGCCCAUCAGGUUACAAAGACCUCGCAUAUGGCUAUAUCUUUCAGAAGAACCCGCCAGAUGAGUUCAUUGAGUGGUUGCUUCACCUGCCAAGCUUUCUAAUGCAUUUGCUUAUCUAUCUGUUACUGGUUGAAUCAGGCCUGAAAUGCAGGUUUGAAGAACAGAGACCACUGGAGACGAUGAAUAUUGCACAAGAAGCAAUUGUUACGCGGACAUGAAAAUGGUGUCGCCAUAGUUUUGAUUGAAUGAAGCACUGCUACCUCCAUAAAAAUUCCUACGAGUGCAAGACUCCAAUUGCCAUGCCCCGAGACUUCCCACGGUUUCCUGAAUGUUUUGAGUAAUAAAAUCCUGUAUGCAUGUAUGUAUGUAAAUCGACCUUUCAAGUUUACAUAUUUUUUCUGUGACAGCUUGCCAUGGAAAUGGAAAUAUCAUUCAUAUCUUUUAAGUUUUA
This is a messenger RNA of Gossypium raimondii (Peruvian cotton), 2306 nucleotides long. RefSeq lists its product as uncharacterized. The transcript is spliced from 8 exons. The record is from RefSeq and is a predicted model, not a curated record. The coding region runs from base 227 to 1957 and encodes 576 amino acids. NCBI's taxonomy places the organism in Eukaryota, Viridiplantae, Streptophyta, Magnoliopsida, Malvales, Malvaceae.